Gossypium arboreum is the source of this 653-nucleotide messenger RNA. Its product is annotated as nuclear transcription factor Y subunit C-4-like. NCBI's taxonomy places the organism in Eukaryota, Viridiplantae, Streptophyta, Magnoliopsida, Malvales, Malvaceae. Gene Ontology annotation, biological process: regulation of DNA-templated transcription. Gene Ontology annotation, cellular component: nucleus. Gene Ontology annotation, molecular function: protein heterodimerization activity; DNA-binding transcription activator activity, RNA polymerase II-specific. The transcript has a single exon. The record is from RefSeq and is a predicted model, not a curated record. Bases 159 to 524 code for a protein of 121 amino acids.
AUAGGGCUUGCAUUGGCAGCCAUUUAUCAACAGCCAUUGGAUGCUGCCGGCCGAAGCAAUUAUAAGCUAGCCGGCUCCACACAUCACCACUGCUCCCUUUCCCAUGUCUAUAUAUAACGAAGUAUAAAAUUGGGUUGAUCAUUAAGGUAUAUAUAGAUAUGAGGCAAGCAGGGACAUACUCGGGCAUACUGUCGGGCGGGAUAUCGGGGAAAACAGGGCCUCAUUUGUUGCCGUUGGCAAGGAUCAAGAAGAUAAUGAAAAAGUCAGGGGAGGAUGUUAAGAUGAUUUCCGGGGAGUCUCCGAUAGUGUUCUCUAAGGCCUGCGAACUGUUCAUCAAGGAGCUGACGCAAAGGUCGUGGAUGGUUACCAUGCAAGGCAAGAGGAGGACGCUUAAUAAAGAGGAUGUUGCGUCGGCUGUUAUGGCUACGGACCUGUUUGAUUUUCUUGUCAAUUUGGUUUCUGAAUCUGGUCAUUCUGGGGAAGCUCCUCCUCCUUUGGAACUGGAUACCUUCACGUCUUCAUAGCUAUGGCUUUUAUCUUCUUUAUACAAAUAUGUAAUAACAAGUGAAGUCCCCAAAGUAAUUCUAAAUCAUUAAUACAUACUAGAUUUAUGUUACAGCAAUGAUAAAGUUAACUGUUUAUCUUUGAUGGUA